CCGGUGGUCGUGGGCAGCAUGGCGGUUGUGGCUGCAAUUCGGGGUUCCCAGGGAGGGCGGCGUCUCUGGCUCGGGAUCCCUGGGAAGGUGAACCUUAACUGGCAUUCCUUAUCUUUCUUUUCAUCUUCAGUGCCAACAACUAAACUAUUCAUUGAUGGCAAGUUUGUUGAGUCUAAAAGCAAUGAAUGGAUUGAGAUUCUCAACCCAGCCACCAAUGAAGUGGUUGGUCGUGUCCCAAAAGCCACACAGAGUGAGAUGGAAGCAGCUGUGGCUUCGUGCAAAAAAUCCUUCCGGAAUUGGUCUGAGACGUCUAUUCUGAGCCGGCAGCAAGUCUUCCUGCGAUACCAGCAGCUCAUCAAAGACAAUCUGAAAGAAAUUUCAAAACUCAUCACUUUGGAGCAAGGGAAGACCCUGGCUGAUGCUGAGGGAGAUGUGUUUCGAGGCCUCCAGGUUGUUGAACAUGCUUGCAGUGUGACAUCCCUCAUGCUGGGCGAGACCCUUCCCUCCAUCACUAAAGAUAUGGACACUUAUACCUAUCGCUUGCCUCUUGGAGUAUGUGCAGGCAUUGCACCAUUCAAUUUCCCAGCCAUGAUUCCUCUUUGGAUGUACCCCAUGGCUAUGGUGUGUGGUAACACCUUCUUGAUGAAGCCUUCAGAACGUGUGCCGGGAGCCCUCAUGUUCCUUGCCAAGCUGUUGCAAGAUGCCGGUGCCCCAGAUGGAACACUGAACAUCAUCCACGGGCAACAUGAAGCUGUGAAUUUUAUUUGUGACCAUCCUGAUAUCAAAGCCAUCAGCUUUGUGGGAUCUAAUCAGGCUGGAGAACAUAUCUACGAAAGGGGUUCCAAGAACGGCAAGAGAGUCCAGGCCAAUAUGGGAGCUAAGAACCAUGGAGUGGUAAUGCCAGAUGCCAAUAAAGAGAACACCUUGAAUCAGUUGGUGGGAGCAGCUUUUGGAGCAGCUGGACAGCGUUGCAUGGCAUUGUCUACAGCAAUCAUGGUGGGAGAGGCUCAGAAAUGGCUACCAGAACUUGUGGAGAGAGCUAAGAACCUGAGAGUUAAUGCAGGAGACCAACCUGGAGCAGAUCUUGGGCCUUUGAUCAGCCCCCAGGCCAAGGAACGUGUCUGCCGACUCAUUGACAGUGGUGUCAAGGAAGGGGCCAAAAUUCUUCUUGAUGGACGAAACGUUAGAGUGAAAGGCUUUGAAAAUGGCAAUUUUGUUGGACCGACUGUACUGGCUAAGGUCAAGCCAAACAUGACCUGCUAUAAGGAGGAAAUCUUUGGACCAGUCCUAGUGGUCCUGGAAGCAGACAAUUUGGAUGAAGCGAUUGAAAUCAUAAAUGAGAAUCCCUUUGGGAAUGGGACUGCAAUUUUUACCACUAAUGGUGCCACUGCUCGGAAAUACUCCCAUUUAGUGGAUGUUGGGCAGGUUGGUGUGAAUGUUCCAAUUCCAGUGCCUUUACCAAUGUUCUCCUUCACUGGCUCUCGUGGGUCCUUCAGAGGAGAUACCAAUUUCUAUGGUAAACAGGGGGUGCAGUUUUACACACAGUUGAAAACAAUCACGUCUCAGUGGAAAGAAGAAGAUGCCACUGUUGCUAGGCCUGCUGUAGUUAUGCCAACCAUGGGGAACUAAAGCGGCUUCUUGCAAUGGUUAGAGAUGCUGCUUGUGAGUGUAUUGUUCACCUUCCACAGUGCAGGCUACCUCUGGACAUUCAUUGCUAGUAUUGCCCUCUUCAUUUCAGGACCUUCAUUUCAAAUCAAAUUGGCUAUGGGCCUUUAACUCCAAGUUCUAGAUUUUUUUUCAUCUAUGUAUUAGCUAACUAAGCCCCAUUUUUCUUAUGAGUUUCUCUAGUAGAGAAAACACUGUACUGUGAGCAGCCGCACAAAAGUAGGAUUUGCUUCUUCUGUCUACUUCUUUUCACAGUACCGAAAUCAAAGCUCUGUUUUCCAUGGAAUGUUACAAUGAAGUGCCAGUUAACUUCAGAUACUGCUACCACUCUGUUUACAUCUGUUAUGUACUGCUACUGAAAAAAUCCAACUCAUCUUUUUUGUCCCCUUGAAGAACAGAGCAAUAUAUUUUCAGAAAGGCAAAACUGAUCAGUCCUUAACUUUAGUGAGCAGUUAUCAAGAAUUUAAUGCACAGAAAAUGUCAAUUUCAAUAGCACAAUGAGUGUAUGAAACCUUGCUUUCCCUUGGGAAUUUAGUCCCACCAUGCAUGUAAACAAGAUGAAAAAUGAACACCCUUGCCUUUCAGAGCAGUGUGCCUACACACUAUUUAACAUUCUUGAAGCCUGUGUGAUUGUUUCUUCUUUUUAGUGCUACAAGUCCUUCCAGAAACAAUCAAUUGCUUCCUUAAAAAUAGUCCUAAUAGUCCUUGUUGAGGUAUUACUUUCCAUUGCUUAACCAAAUGGAAGUGGAGAACUUCCUUUAAUUGUAGGCUCUAGGUCUAGUUAUAGGCAGGUCCUUUAACCUACAUGCUAUAAGUGUUUAUUACUUUACACUAUCCAAGCCCUCCAUCUGCAGUGUACGUAGGUUAAGAUGUGACUGGCACAGCCAUGGGAUGAUGUACUUUUUGACUUAAUAUCUCUGAUGGCGUAACAACAACUGACUGAAAAUACUUCUGUAAGUUUGAAAAUCAUGCUGUGGAUUUUGUUUUAUCUCAUCCAACAGUGUAUGAACUUCUUUUGUAUUCUACCCUUUUGCAACUGUGGCAAGCACUUAAAAUCAGUUAAAUUGGGUUUUCAUCUGUAUGCUAGA
Messenger RNA from Gekko japonicus, 2753 nucleotides. RefSeq names its product aldehyde dehydrogenase 6 family member A1 (gene ALDH6A1). The transcript has 12 exons. NCBI's taxonomy places the organism in Eukaryota, Metazoa, Chordata, Lepidosauria, Squamata, Gekkonidae. Gene Ontology annotation, molecular function: methylmalonate-semialdehyde dehydrogenase (acylating, NAD+) activity; malonate-semialdehyde dehydrogenase (acetylating, [NAD(P)+]) activity. The record is from RefSeq and is a predicted model, not a curated record. Gene Ontology annotation, biological process: L-valine catabolic process; thymine catabolic process. The coding region runs from base 19 to 1629 and encodes 536 amino acids. Gene Ontology annotation, cellular component: mitochondrion.